AUGGAAGAAUCAGAACUUCAGGCUAUUCGUCAAGCUAGAUUACGCGAGUUGCAAGCAGGAACAGCUUCAGGAAGUGAAACCAAGUCUUCGGAGGAUGAAGGCGACAAGAAACGCCAACUUGAAGAAACACGGCAAACAAUGUUGGCCCAAAUUCUUGACAAUGAGGCUAGAGAGAGACUUGCAAGAAUUUCACUGGUAAAAGUUGAUAAAGCUCGUUCAGUUGAAGAUCUAUUAAUUCGCAUGGCACAAACAGGACAAUUACGUGGAAAAGUUAGUGAAUCACAGUUAAUUGAUCUUUUGGAACAAAUUAAUCAACAACAAAAGCCUGAGAAGAAAAUUACGAUAAAAAUGACAACGAUCGAACAACUAUUAACAAAAGCAGAGAGACAAUUAGAAGUGGCCGAAAAGGAGUUAAAAGAAUGUAAGGAGAAAUUAAAAGAGUCGGAGAAUAUGUUACAAGAUGCGUUAGUUGUUGGUUUUAAUAAAGAAAAAGACAACAGAUUAAUCGAAGAAAAGAAGUGGGAGGAACAGGUAAUCAAGUUACAAGAUGCGUUAAUUGUUGAUUUUAAUAAAGAAAAAGAACAAAAACGUAAAACCGAAAAGCUUCCUGAUGGUAUCGAAAGAGAAGGGGAAAGAUUGUCUAUUGAAAAUAGAAAUUUUAAAUUUUUGCGUAUUGGUCAAAAACGAAUACCUCGACCUCCUCCAAUUGUACUCUACCACCCUGUGUUUGCAAAUUUUGUGAAUGAUUGUGAAACAAUUGAUUUGGAAUUUAAUUCUCACAUUAUGGUGACAGAAUUUACUCAUGAAAUGUCAGCGACAUACGAUAAUAGAUCCUACCGACGAGACAAAUUUCGUAAGCUUGUUAAUAAGCAUUUAGGUUUUAUAUUAAAUUUGGGUGUAAUUUCUACAAACAAUGAAGAUUAUUCUACGGAUGGUUGCAUUUUUCAAGGAAACAAUGUGUCUGUGAUUCUUGUGGUCAAUAAUGACGAGGCUGGUAAUACCUUUCGACAAGCUUCAUCACACCUUAGGAUUGCUGGUGCUUUUUAUGAAGAUAGAAAUUACAAUUAUUAUUAUUUAAUUGAAAGUCUAACAGAAAUUUCAUUAGACCGUUUUGAAUCAACUGAACCAAAGAGAACACAAAUAAUUGGAAGGAUUUUGCUUGCUCUUAAGAAAGCUGUUCAAUCAUUAAAAGAAUAUUAUGAUUCUCCCAAUCAGACUGUACCAUCGGAAUUUCCCUAUGUUACUUCAUUUAAGUUGUUUGAUAGUGAAUGUGAAAUACGAUUUAAAUAUGAAAAAAGAUUAACUAAUAAUAAUUUUAUAUAUAUCGUUAAAACAGUGGUUAAUGAUUUCUGUAAUAUCCCGGAAUUUUUAAUUGUAAAGUUUGUUACAAGAUAUGGAUUGGAAAUGCAUCAAAUUUGUGCAAAUAAGGGUAUUGCUCCAAUGAUCUAUGGGUAUGAGAAAAUUAAUUGUGAUUGGAAAAUGGUGAUAAUGGAAUAUCUUUCGGAUUACAAAUCAUUGAAAAAAUUAUCAGCAGAUUACAUAGGUUACACGAAAUUUCCAAAACCUUUGGAACCUCCACUUGAAACAGAUCAAAAAAUGAGGCUUCAGGAGAAAAUCAAUGAUGUAGUUAAAGAGAUUCACAGUGAAGGAUUUGUCCACGGUAAUUUACGGGCGAAAAAUAUUUUUUACAAGAAAGAAGAGGAAAAUAGUAGAGAUGAUAAUAUAAAAGUAAAAAUUGUAGAUUUUGUUUUUGGAGGGAAAGAAAAUGAAACGAAUUAUCCACCAUAUCUCGAUCCUUAUAUUUUAUGGCCUUGUGGUGUUAGCAUUAACAACCCAAUUAAAAAAAUACAUGACGAAGAACUCCUUCAGUCAACAAUUGAACAUUGUUUGAAAGUGUGA
Messenger RNA from Diversispora eburnea, 1899 nucleotides. The record is from the annotation of a GenBank genome assembly. NCBI's taxonomy places the organism in Eukaryota, Fungi, Glomeromycota, Glomeromycetes, Diversisporales, Diversisporaceae.